This is a messenger RNA of Platichthys flesus (European flounder), 4617 nucleotides long. It is a transcript of the gene epc1a, whose product is annotated as enhancer of polycomb homolog 1 (Drosophila) a. The record is from RefSeq and is a predicted model, not a curated record. Gene Ontology annotation, cellular component: piccolo histone acetyltransferase complex. The transcript is spliced from 14 exons. Gene Ontology annotation, biological process: regulation of transcription by RNA polymerase II. NCBI's taxonomy places the organism in Eukaryota, Metazoa, Chordata, Actinopteri, Pleuronectiformes, Pleuronectidae. The coding region runs from base 747 to 3080 and encodes 777 amino acids.
UAAAUGGCGCAGGGUCAGGGUAAGUGGGCUAAGCUAGCGUUAGCUCCCAGCUAGCCUCGGUGUUGCUGAGCAAACAGCUGUGUCUGAUCUCUGGGCUCCACGGGAAUUACGACCCCGCUGAAAGCUGCUCGGUAAUCGGCUCCGUGGCGAUGCAGGCUCGACGUCCACCUCCAGAUGAUUCCGGGAUCCGCUGGGUUUUUCUGCCAUGUCUUGAUCUUUUUUUUUUUACCCCCUCUCUGCUCCUCCAUAUGUGGGUUUGUACUAAUGUGCACUCGUAGCAACUAAACUUGUUCUACAUGAUUAAACCCAGUGUGGAGACGGGCGUGUGAAUUCAUCCUAAUUGACAUUUAACUUGCUAAAUAAUGAAAUGUGAUCUUGACUGAGUGUAUUUUUGGAGCAGAUUGUCAAAUCUUUAGCUCUAUAUUCCUGUUACUACUGUAACUAAAGGAAAAUAUUACAAGAAAUGCUUGGAUGUUUCUCGUAUUAUAACGUUUAAUGUAUUUUGACCUGAUUAACAAUAUUUCUUUGAUAUUAGCCUGUAUCUGUUACUGCUCUGUUUCACAGGCCUCCAUUUAUGGUCUUCAGCUGUGAGCCUAUUGCUCCCAAAUGGAUGAUGAUGAUCGCGCCAGCCGGCGACGCCUGGAUCAGUCACCCAUGCCGACAGGAACCGUCUCCCGGCCCUGCAGGAGCACCAUCUCCAGCGGGCCAUCUCGGCGCAGCAGGUGUACGGCGAGAAGCGGGACAACAUGGUUAUCCCGGUCCCAGAGGCAGAGUGCAACAUCACGCACUACGAGUCCCUCUACCCCGGGGAGUUCAAGAUGCCAAAGCAGCUUAUUCACAUACAGCCUUUCAGUUUGGAUACAGAACAGCCAGACUACGACCUAGAUUCAGAGGAUGAGACGUUUGUGAAUAAGCUGAAGAAGAAGAUGGAAAUCACCGCCCUGCAGUUUGAAGAAAUGAUUGACCGGCUAGAGAAAGGCAGUGGACAACAGCUCGUAACCCUGCAGGAAGCCAAACUACUGCUGAAGGAGGACGACGAGCUGAUCAAGGAGGUUUUUGACUACUGGAGCCGCAAGAGGAAAGUCUGCAAGGGUGGCUCCCUUAUCCCCAAUGUCAAACAGGAGAAGAGGGAUGGCUCUAGCACCAGCGACCCCUAUGUGGCCUUCCGCCGACGCACAGAGAAGAUGCAGACCAGAAAGAACCGAAAGAAUGACGAGGCAUCGUACGAGAAGAUGCUGAAGCUGCGCCGAGACCUGAGCCGAGCUGUCACCAUCCUGGAGAUGAUCAAGAGGCGAGAAAAGAGCAAGAGGGAACUGCUGCACCUCACACUGGAGAUUGUGGAGAAGAGGAAUGUCAUGCCAGACUUUGGCAGUGAGGUGAUGGCAGAGGCUCUGGCGCAGCGGGCUCUCGUGAAGCCUGUCUACACCAUCCCCAUCAUUCCCCUGUCCAACAGUAACCAGUACAGACAUCAGGACCACUUGGACAUGAAGGACUACAAGAAGCCGGAGAAGACAGAGGCCGUACGAACCAAGAGGAAAUAUGAAAAGAAACCCAAGAUCCCUCCUCUUUCCACACCGCAACAUUCAGGGCCCUCUGUGUUCAAUCCCAAGGACCUCAAUCAGUACGAUUUCCCCAGCUCAGACGAAGAACCAUUCUCACAGAUCCAUUCAGGUUCCUCGGAGGCAGAAGAGGAGAAUGACCCAGAUGGCUGCUACGCGUUCAGGAGGAAGGCCGGCUGUCAGUACUACGCUUCUCGUCCAGUCAAGACCGGCAACUGGCCCUGGGUAAGCCCGUCAGAGGGCGGGCUCGGUGACCCACGCUUCCGCUUCUGUCUAACGUCGCUUAACACGCCGCGGCGCUGCAUAGGUUUAGCACGGCGCCGUUCGGGCAGAGGGGGCAGGGUUUUGUUGGACCGAGCGCACACAGAUCUAGACAACAUCUGUCAGAGCCUGGACUCUGACCCGGAGCCAGAACCACUCACCUCACCACUUCCAAGCUCUCCGCUCCGCAACUCUAACGCCAGUACCUCAGAAACCAAUACCUCGGACCCAGCCAGCUCCUCCCACCUUCCCACCUCUUCAUCGCCCCGGACGUCUCCGUUAUCAUCAUCAUCAACACCAAUGGACCUCAGCCAGAUUCUUUUGAACAUUAAAUCUAGCCGCUGGAGGCACUUCAGACCACGGACGCUAUCCAAUCACCCCUUGGGUGGAGGAGACUUGUCUCGCAGAGGAUUUAGGGAUUGUAGCCGGACAGUGUCAGGACUAACCAGGACCUUGUCUGGAGGAUCCAGCUCCCAGAACCGCACCGGCUCUGCUCCCACCCCAGUCAAUGUGUUCACGGCUGAGCAGUACCAGCAGCACCAGGAGCAGCUGGCCCUCAUGCAGAAACAGCAGCUGGAGCAGAGUCAAAAGCAGCAACAAGCCAACAACCCUGCAACAGCCACCAAGACACAGGCACUUGUGUCCAAGACGUUGGACCAGGCCAGCGCCCAGUUCGCUGCUUCAGCCCUCAUCACCACGGACCAGCUGCUGGCCUUCAAGUCCAAAGAGGAGCUGGUGCUGGCGAGUGGAGUCAACGGGGUCCUGGCAGGCGCAGGCGUUUUCAAAGGUUUGCACCUCUCCAGCACAACUGCAGCCCUUCACCAGACCAACCAGUCGACACACAGCGCCACCUCCGCGGCCCAGACUUUCCUCCAGCCCUCUGCUAACUCGGCCACGCCGUCGCCAGCCAACGCCGUCCCCACCUCCCUCACCUCCACCCCCAGCGCCCAUGCAGCGGCGGCGCUCGGGCUCCUGGGGUGCAGCGCUGCCAACGCCACCCCCGCCACCACUCAGGUCCUCAUCGGGAACAACAUCUGUGUGAGCGUGCCGUCGGCCGCCAGCCUGGCCGGACGCCACAUCCCCCGGACCCUCGGCAACGUGCCGCCCUCUGCCUUAAAGCUGUCCGCCGCCACCAACCUGCAGAUGCCCAAAGUCUCCGGAGCAUCGUCCAUGGACAUGGGCUCAAGGGAUAAUCAUGACGAAGACAAGCCAGCACUGAACAGUAUAGCAGACAACACAGUGGCCAUGGAGGUGACGUAGUAGCGGUGCAGUGAGGAGUCCACUCUUUAGGUGCUGUGCAUCGUAGCAUCGGGAAUGCAAAGGGACGGCAGGACUCUGAUGCAGACUGACAGGACGACGGGCGACUGCGGCCGCUCGCUUGCAAUCUCAUCUCUCAUACUUUUUAAACUUUUUUUGUUUUUUUGUUACUGUUAAAAGUAAAAGAUUGAAAUCUGUAAAUUAUGAAUAUGGCAAAAAUUAUGAUCUGUACAGUAACUACAUAUUUGUAAUAUCCCCUGUAUAUAUAUUACUUGAAUACAGAACUGUCCAUUUGUGAUGUUUUGCACUUGGGAGUCAAACUUAAAGGAAAAAAAAUACGAGCCAAGUAUCUUGUGGCGAGUGUGAGAGAUGUGGGAGUUGUAUAGAGAGGAGUUUUAUCACAUGUGCAUGGUGCGGAGCCUGCUGUUUUUAUCUAUUUAUUGUGCUGUGUUUACAGUUUUUUUGUUUUUUGGUUUGUUUUUGUUUUUUUUAUUUGUACACUGUACCUUUGUUGGUUCAUGUGCUGUAGUAAAUGUUAGGUAGCUACGGACUCCUGGGUAUUUUUGUAUAUUGUGAACACAAAGCAGGUCCCUCCCCCUUCACACAAACACACACAUACACGUUUACUUUGGGUCCCUGUGCUUCUCUCUGUCAAUCAUGUGAAAAUCAAUGGUGACAUACAUACAGACCAGGAGAGCCAGGAGGAGGAGGAAGAAGAGGAGGUGGUGUGACUGUGGGAGUUUUCAUCAGCAUUGUCCCAACCACAAGUAACAAAACAGGGAUGAAGUCUCUUCCCAGAAGCCUUUGCUGCUUCUGAUUAAAGCACUAUUUUUUUUGUCGUGAUGUUUUUGUUCAUGGUUUUUGAUAAAUAUCCUAAUGCUGCUUUUGUAUUUUGUUUUCAAGGGGUCGUCCUUUUCAUGCAAGCAGAGUCUCCCCCUUUUUUCUAUUUGUUUUAUCCCACAAACGUUUUUGUAAAACAAAAAAAUGAGUUAUUUUUGUAAGUUUUUUUUUCUCGUUCUUGUGGUAAACUUGAUUGUAAGCUAUUUGUUUAUUGAAAGACUUCAUUCAUUUGUUGAUUUGUUACUUGUUCAUGCAUAGGUGAUAAGGGAGGUGAAUGGGCAGUGAUCGCUGUACGUGUUUCAUCAUUCCAGUUUUUAAAAACAAAAAAUGCUAAUGACGGGGGACGGGGGGGCUGUGAGAGAACGACAAUUUUCUCUCCUCUCUUUCCCCUUUUUCUUUCUUCUAUUUUAAUUUUUUUUUCUUUGAAAAAAGAAUCUCCAGACGGCUGCAAGGCCAAAAACCACAAGUAUUGGGUGCCUUCCUUUGGGGAAUUUAAUGUUCUCUCUUCUGUGAAGAGCUAGGCACAAAGGCAGCAUUACUUAGUAGUGCUUCUCGUCUUUGUCAGAAUCUGAAUGCCCAGUCCAAUGGCAGGAUAUAUCCUUGAGGUUUACUUGUCCCACCUGGAGGCUGAAAAGACUAAAAAAAUGUGACAGAACUCUCACUAAAAUAAGACAAUAAAGCCCAGGGCAUUAAAUGUGAA